CCGCAGUCUCCACGUCCAACAUCCAAGACACGUUUAAUUCGCAAGGCACAGAAACGCAUCCUAGGACAGCGGCGCUGCAAACCCCAUAUCCGCGUUGCCAAGGCCCAAGGGGAACCACCACCGUACCGGAGAGUUGAGAUGAGCGGCGGCGGAGCGAUGGCGGCGGCGGGAGAGGAGGUGCCGAACAAGAUGGUGAUCCUGAAGCGCUACGUGACGGGGUUCCCGUCGGAGGACGACAUGGAGGUGGUCACCGGCACGGCGCACCUGGCCGUGCCGCCGGGGUCGGCGGCCAUGGUCGUCAAGAACCUCUACGUCUCCUGCGACCCCUACAUGCGUGGCCGCAUGACCAAGCACGACCGCCCCAGCUACGUCCCGGACUUCGUCCCCGGGGAGGUUUUGGUUAACUUUGGUGUCGGCAAGGUGAUGGCAUCUGGGCAUCCGGAUUUCAAGGUUGGGGAUCUUGUGUGGGGCAUGACUGGAUGGGAGGAGUACACUCUCGUCCCUAAACCGGAAACGUUUUUCAAGAUCAAUCACCCUGAACUGCCUCUGUCGUACUACACAGGUGUUCUUGGCAUGCCCGGCCUUACUGCUUGGGCUGGAUUUUUCGAUGUGGGCAAGCCUAAGAAAGGUGAUUACGUCUUUGUGUCGGCUGCAUCAGGCGCCGUUGGUCAGCUUGUUGGGCAGCUUGCUAAGCUCACGGGCUGUUAUGUGGUUGGCAGUGCUGGUUCUGACGAGAAGGUUAACCUUCUGAAAACCAAGUUUGGCUUCGAUGAGGCAUUCAACUACAAGAAAGAGCAGGACCUCGAUGCCGCCUUGAGGAGGUACUUCCCUGAGGGCAUCGACAUCUACUUCGAGAAUGUGGGUGGCCAAACACUAGAGGCCGUGCUGGACAACAUGCGCGUGCACGGGCGGAUCCCCGUGUGCGGUAUGAUCUCGCAGUACAACCUUGAGCAGCCGGAGGGCGUGCACAACCUCUUCCAGGUCGUCGCCAAGCGCCUGCGCAUGGAGGGCUUCAUGGUCUUCGACUACUUCAACCAGUACUACAAGUUCGAGGAGGAGAUGGCAGGGUACCUCAAGGAGGGGAAGGUCAGCUACGUCGAGGACGUCGCUGACGGGCUGGAGAAGGCGCCGGCGGCGCUCAUUGGGCUCUUCACCGGGCGCAACGUCGGCAAGCAACUGGUUGCCGUCGCACGGGAGUGAGUGCUGGGCAUCCUUCUGAAUACUGCCUGAGCGUUCAGAGAUAGGCGUGCUGGGAACUGAUGGUUUGUGGUGCUUAUGGUCGCAUCUGCUUAUGUUAGAAGUUUGUGUGGGUUCAGGUUGUAUAUUGCUUUUUGUAGAAGAUGAAACAUUGGUUUCUACAAUUGAAAAUAAUUCAAAUGCAUGACCAUAUCACUGAAAAUUCUACAGAACCCUUUUGUA
Setaria italica (foxtail millet) is the source of this 1419-nucleotide messenger RNA. Its product is annotated as 2-alkenal reductase (NADP(+)-dependent). The record is from RefSeq and is a predicted model, not a curated record. Lineage: Eukaryota; Viridiplantae; Streptophyta; Magnoliopsida; Poales; Poaceae. The transcript is spliced from 5 exons. The coding region runs from base 139 to 1200 and encodes 353 amino acids. Gene Ontology annotation, molecular function: 2-alkenal reductase [NAD(P)H] activity.